Messenger RNA from Talpa occidentalis (Iberian mole), 2445 nucleotides. RefSeq names its product solute carrier family 25 member 48 (gene SLC25A48). The record is from RefSeq and is a predicted model, not a curated record. The transcript is spliced from 13 exons. Gene Ontology annotation, molecular function: transmembrane transporter activity. The coding region runs from base 559 to 1680 and encodes 373 amino acids. Gene Ontology annotation, cellular component: mitochondrion. Gene Ontology annotation, biological process: transport. Lineage: Eukaryota; Metazoa; Chordata; Mammalia; Eulipotyphla; Talpidae.
UCAGGCCGCCAUGACGCUCCAGACAGCUGCGCCCGGCGGUCCUGUGAGGACACCUGACAAGGGGGUGCACUGGCUAGACUGCUUUCACAUAGGCCCCCCCAUCAUCUGGUUGGAGCUUGACACUUCCUCUGGACAUUGCUUCCUUCUGUCUAGAGCUUGUCACCUCUAGACAACACAACACCUGGAUGUUCUAGAAUCUGAGAGCGGAAAGAGACCUUUGGAAGAUCACCCAUUGAAUUGGAACAUUGCAAUAUGGUGAUUUUGAUUAUAAUGAUUCUCCCCAACCAUGAGCAAGAAUGGGGCCGAAAAUGGGGACCGCCCAGCUACUCAUGAAAAUCUUCUGCCACCAGCUACUGAACUCUCAGGAACAACGAUGCAAUGUGGAGGAGAAAAGGGAUCCAGCAUUUCUUCCGGGGAUUAAAAGUGAUGAAAUCGAGGCAUAGGAGUCUGCCCCAGUUCACAGAAGUGUCCUGCUUCUUGUUUGACAGAACUGUGCCCUGACAUCUGCCUUCUUAGGUCCAGUGAAUGUGAUGUCAAUCCAGGGGAAAGAACUGCCUCAUGCUUACUCUAAGUUGUAUUCCUCUAAUCACUGGAAGAACUGAGCAUCUCUUCUGUUUGUCUUCUGCAUCUCGUGAAAUCAAGUUUCUAGCCCUGGCCAGAGCAAGCCCUCUGUUCAGCUCAGAGCCACAUGGAGGAGGCACCACAGAGAGCCUCGCCAACGGAGGUGCAGCCAGUGUCAUCAUCGGCCACCCUCUGGACACGGUCAAGGCUCGCCUGCAGGCCGGCGUGGGCUACGGGAACACCCUCAACUGCAUCCGCACGGUAUACAGGAAGGAGAGUGUGUUUGGCUUCUUCAAGGGCAUGUCCUUCCCCCUUGCCAGCAUCGCUGUCUACAACUCAGUGGUGUUUGGGGUCUUCAGUAACACAAAGAGGUUCCUCAGCCAGCACCACAGCAGGGAGCCUGAGGCCAAUUCAGCCCGUGGGCUGUCUGACCUGAUCCUGGCCAGCUCGGUGGCCGGUCUGGUCUCUGUCGGGCUGGGCACGCCUGUGGACCUAAUCAAGAUCCGACUGCAGAUGCAAACACAGCCAUUUCGGGGAGCCAAUGUUGGUUUGAAGCCCAGGGCAGCAGCCCUUGGGGAACAGCCAGCCUACCAGGGGCCUGUGCACUGCAUUGCAACCAUUGUGCGCACUGAGGGUCUGUUGGGAAUGUACCGGGGCGCCGGCGCCAUGCUGCUGAGGGAUGUCCCAGGCUAUUGCCUCUACUUCAUCCCUUAUGUGUUCCUGAAUGAGUGGAUCACACCCGAGGCCUGCGCAGGCCCCAGCCCCUGUGCCGUGUGGCUGGCAGGCGGCAUGGCAGGAGCAAUUUCUUGGGCGGCAUCAACUCCUAUGGAUGUCAUGAAAAGUCGACUCCAAGCUGACGGGGUUUAUUUAAACAAAUACAAAGGCGUCCUGGACUGUAUCUCCCAGAGUUACCAGAAGGAAGGUCUUAAAGUAAGCCCCCCAGAGAUCGUGCGGGGUGUUUUUCAGGGGCAUCGCCGUAAACACUGUCCGGGGUUUCCCUAUGAGUGCAGCCAUGUUCCUGGGGUACGAGCUCUCGCUGCAGGCCUUCCGCAGGGACCACGCGGUGACCAGCCCCUGAGUGCCAGCCACUGUCAUCUGACCAGGGCUGGUGUUACCUGACCAGGACCUCACUCCACCACAGGUUGAUGCCGACAAUGGAGUCUCCAGAACCCAUGGCAGUGAAUUUACUGAAGAGAAAGCAGGCAAAGCUACUUUUUAAAAAAUAAAAAUAAAAAGGAGAAGAAUGAAGGACUUCCCGCCUGGCGGGCCCUCUGCCAAUCACAUUGACCUCGGAAUCCUUUCUUUCCCAAUUGCAAGUGAUCUAUCCCUCACCCCCUUGCUGGGUGCUGGGCAGCUGCCUUGGGAGGAAGCAGUGGACUGCUGAUCCAUCACCAUCUAUUUCAGAUCCUUCCUGGCACCUGGUACAAAGCAGGACAAAACAGACCCUGCUCCACCUCCCACAACUGCUGUGAAGUCACUGGGAAUUCCUGGAGGAGCUGAAGAGCCCUCUAAGUUUCCCAAUAAAAACAUUGAAAAUCAGGUCAUUUCUGUAUCAGAUGUUUCUGCCUGGCUUCCAGGAGACGUGAACACCUCGUUUCCUCCUCUAUUUAGACCCCAGAGUGUUGCCAGUCCAGAGAGGACCCAGUCUGCACAGCAAAGGAGAGGAACUGUGGGUGGCAGUCUCCUUUUCUUUUUCCAGCUGCCUGAGUUGGGCAGGUGAGGGCACAGUGGUCAAAGGACAAGGAAUGGAGAGGAAGGGGUGUAGGAGUGCUCCCCACUCUGAGCACUGCACGUGCUGACAAAGCCCUGCAGAGUUUGGGCCAGUGAGGUGGGCAUCCUCUGGGCCUUCUUCUUACAGGAAGAAUAAAAACAAAAUAAAAUACU